GAUCGGUUUUUCCCACCAAUUGGUAAAUUAAACAAGCAAACCUUAGAAGAACGGAUCAAAAUCAUGCAAAAGUUCUUCCAUUUGACUAUAAGUGGUAAGAUAGAUACCGAAACCAUGAAAGUAAUGGAACAGCCCAGGUGUGGAGUGCCAGAUGUCUUGCAAUAUAGAACAUUUCCAGGAGGACCAAAAUGGAAUAAAAAUAUAUUGACUUACAGGAUUAACAACUACACCCCUGACAUGCCAAAAACCCAGGUGGACAGCGCCAUAGAAAAAGCUCUGAAAGUAUGGAGUGAUGUGACUCCCCUACAUUUUAGAAAAACCACUGGAACUGCUGAUAUUGAAAUUCGUUUCGCAAGUAGAGAACAUGGUGACAAUAUUCCUUUUGAUGGAAGAGGGAGCGUCCUGGCACAUGCUUUUGCUCCUGGAUCAGGUCUAGGUGGUGAUGCUCACUUUGAUGAGGAUGAGACCUGGUCAGAUGUCAAUAAAGAAAUAAAUCUCUUUCUUGUUGCUGCCCAUGAAUUUGGGCAUUCCCUGGGGCUAGCUCACUCUAAUGUUCCUGGAGCUUUGAUGUAUCCUACCUACUCCUACGUGAAUCCAAACUCAUUUCGUCUUCCAAACGAUGAUCGCCGAGGGAUUCAGAGUUUAUAUGGAAGGAGGAGGAAUGGUGGAAAAAAAUAGAACAGCCCAUUUAGUUCUCCUUCAAUAGAAGUUCGAGAUUGAACAGCUGUCUGUCUGUCUGAGAUUUUCUACUGAUCCCUGCACUGAACAGGGGGUUGAACUGGAUGACCUCAAGGGUAUCUUCCAACUCUGUGAUUCCAUGAUUUUUACCUAUAAAAACUCACAAGGAUUCAUGCAAUUUUGAAGAAAGAAUUGUGAAUGACAA
Thamnophis elegans (Western terrestrial garter snake) is the source of this 883-nucleotide messenger RNA. RefSeq names its product macrophage metalloelastase-like. Gene Ontology annotation, molecular function: zinc ion binding; metalloendopeptidase activity. Gene Ontology annotation, cellular component: extracellular matrix. The record is from RefSeq and is a predicted model, not a curated record. Lineage: Eukaryota; Metazoa; Chordata; Lepidosauria; Squamata; Natricidae. The transcript is spliced from 5 exons. Bases 64 to 678 code for a protein of 204 amino acids. Gene Ontology annotation, biological process: proteolysis; extracellular matrix organization; collagen catabolic process.